Anopheles funestus (African malaria mosquito) is the source of this 5875-nucleotide messenger RNA. RefSeq names its product protein stum (gene stum). Gene Ontology annotation, cellular component: sensory dendrite. Gene Ontology annotation, biological process: sensory perception of mechanical stimulus; proprioception; taxis. The transcript is spliced from 11 exons. NCBI's taxonomy places the organism in Eukaryota, Metazoa, Arthropoda, Insecta, Diptera, Culicidae. The annotation marks the transcript as partial. The record is from RefSeq and is a predicted model, not a curated record.
ACAGUGCCCCAGCGCUAUCCACCGACCCACCAUGCGUACGGUGGUGGCCGUGGGUUUAUCGGGAGCUAUGGUUCGUCCUCCACGCACUCGUCAUCGUUGGAAAAUCAAAGAUCACUCGAGGGACAGCACAGUGCGAGUACCGGCACAACCACGACCAGCUUGUUUGGUGAUCCGGUACUGCCCUCGACACGCCAUGCCGAUCUGCUCGGUGGUGAGGAUCUGUACCAGAAUCUAAAAAACAACAUUGAGCUAUACCAUGCGAAGCUGUACAAUGACCAGGAAAGACAACGGCAGGCGGAACGGGACGCACUGUUCGAACAGUACACGAACGUGGUUGGUAGUGUUGGUGGUGGAUACCGUGCCACGUCAGCAGUGGGUGGGGGUGGUGGUGGGGGACGAAAAAUUAGUGGAGGAGUAGUGAAACCGGCCGUCGGGAACAAUGUGACGACGUACAGUGAAAUGCCGGCCAGAAGUCGAAGUUUCGGCAGAACACAGUCUGCUAACCAUGGUGUGGAUCUUAACAACAGCAGAUCAAACAUUUUUGACAUGGAUCUGUUGAAACAGAACGAUUGGAUCGAUUUCUCCGAGCACGAGUACCAGCACAGCCUCAUACCCACCAACAGCCGCACAGUGGCCGAUGUGCAACAGUUCACCGGUGGCAACAUAACGCGCCGGAUCGAAAAUGGCGUCUUCCAGAAUCCUCGGGCGGCAGCAGCGGCCCGUGCCUCCCGACGCAACUCCAUCACGGACUCGAGUGCUUACGGUAUGCGUGGUGCAAUGGGCGAUAUGGUGAGCGAUAGCACGGCGGGUACGGCCACAUUUACCGUGCUCGGACACGGACCGAUGGGCUAUGAGGAGGGUGCAUCGGCACUGCCCGUCGGAGGAAUGCAUGAUCCUUCGACAUCGAGCGAUGCGAACAGUGAGUUCGAACGUAUGCUACGCUAUGGACGUACAGAUCCAUCGACUGCCAUUAUCAGGGAUAAGAUAAACACGGGAUCUAACUUUAGAGUAUCGGACGCACGUCAGCAUAAAAAUACCGCCUUCACCAUCAUUAACGAAGUCCUGCCCAAGUCCAGUUCGUUCGAUUUGGCCGGUGGAAACCGAUAUUCGCCAUACCGCGAAAAGCAUCGUCUUGCAUCUUCCCGCAUCCUCUCGGCAAGCUCCGCUACACACGGUACCUCAAACGUCGGUUUCUAUGGAUACGGUUACGGUGCUGACUUCGCUGAGGACGGUUCCGUCAGUGCACCGCACGGCCAUCGAAGACGUUUCAGCAGCUCGGAACUUUCGCUCAGCACAAUCGGUGGACGCACCAGGGAAGGUCACCCGGUUGAUGGGUCCGCCCGUACGAAACGUCCAGCGAAAUCGAAAACCUCACUGUCACUAGCAUCGAAUCCGGGCCGACGACAGCGUGGCGUGCUCGAGGUGAUUAGCAAAAAAUCAACCGUGCCAAGUGCCAAAGUGACAAUCACGCAACCGUCGGAGGAUGGACGAUCGAUUACACCGACGCCGAGUGAAUCGGGUCUGUCCGGAACAGGUACGGACGGUGAUCGUAUAUCCAUACCGGAGCAUCAGCUUCGGAACAUGAAGCUGUUUGGGUACAAACCGUUCUCGGGCCGGCCCAUGCUAUCGCCCGUACCGGACAAGGGUUCGAUGGAAAGCUCUCAGGUCGAUCUGAAGGAUGGAGCGGGUAAGGAAGGUGGAAAGAAGGGUGGUUUUCGUGCACCCGUCUUCAACAUCCGUGGUCUGUUGAUGUCACCUCGAUCAAGAGACAAAAGCAAGGAGAUGACUGGUGCCGAUGGUGAAGACAGCAAAGAACCUUCCAUCGAACGGCAGCCGAAGGCAGCGAGCAAAGAACCACCCGCUGGUAAGGAACCCGAGGCACAAGCAUCACCACCGAAAAAACGACGCUUUAACCUUGCCCGAGCUAUUAUUGAAAGUGCUCGGAAAGGUGGCAGUACCGAGCCGGAACCGCAAAAAGGUCCGCCGCCGGCGCCAGCUACGAAACAGGCUUCACAGGCAGAAGAUACAGGCGAGAAGCGAAAAAUGGCACUGAAGAUGAAGUUCGGCAUUGUACGAUCGGGCGUACGGAAGGAUUCGGAAGGGAACGGUGUGAAAGAGAAAAAAGCGGCUGGUAAAAAAGGAAAGGGAGCGAAAGCGACAACAAAAUCAGCAGCAACAAGUGCUAACAAGGACAAACGGAAAGUUCCCCUCAACAAAAAGAGCACACGGUACGAUGAUGAGGAUGAUGAUUAUUUCGAUCCGUACAGACAGCGGGAGCGUGACGAGCGAUCAAGCCGAACGAAAAAAGCCACCGGUGGAGGAGGAAUGCUAAAGAGUGCUCUUAACUAUGCCGCAAGUUUCCGCACGCGCAGUGAUCGUGUCGGAACGGCUGGACCGGGUGGGCGUCGAAAACCGGCCGAUUCCGAUCUACCAAAGGGUGCGAAAGGAACCACCCCGCGAGGUGGAAAGGAUAGUGGAAUGGAAAAACUAACGCCCAAUGCCCGGCGGAGGGAUAAAAGUGCGAAAGCCGGUGAACGAGACACUCGCGGAAAACCGGGUACGGUUGGACGUGUGAAGAGUGGUAAAGCACAACCGAGUGGCGCCGGAGUGAGCAGGGCGAAAUCAGCUGCUGGAUCGCGUGGCAGACAACUGCGCAGAAGUAGCUCAGCCGUUGGACUCGAUCCCGGACAGCUACGACGGGCAAAUAAGCUGUACGAAAAGAAUCAAAAAGCUGCCACCGGUGGAGGAGGUAUGAUGGGGGCGGGGAAGAGUGGACGAGGUGGAAAGAGCAGUAGCUCUUUGAUUCAAUCGAAAGCGAACCGACACUCCGACAACGAUAUGGCUGGUCCGGGUAGUGGACUGGCGAAAAGCGAUAGUCGCGGUGAGAUGCGUGGCAAAGGUUCGUCCAAAGCGAUCGAUGGAGCUGGACCGGACUCGAAGGAUCGCAUCGAGAAGCGUGACUCGGAGCGAUCACUUAAAAAGAGUGAUAGCAAUAAAUCGCUCGCCACAAUGGGUGGAAAGCCGAAGAAAAGUGACUCGAAGAGUUCGCUGAUUAACAAACGAUCGGAUUCACGAUCGAGUCUGCAUCAGACGGCGGCCUCUGGUGGUGAGACUUCUGGCGGUGGUGGUGGAGAUACCUCCGGUACGGAGCUCGCCGGUAAAAGUCCACUUAAUUCCGUCACGGAGGGAGCACCAGAUCCGGGAGUGAAAUCAGCCCGCCCAACACCGAAGCUGCAGAGUAAGGGUUCGUUGUUGAGCUUGAUCAGUUUGAAGGGUAGCAAGCGGAACCUGGAUCGUGGAGCUGGUGGAGCAGAUGCGGGACAGCGUCCCGAUACAGCCACAACUGCAGCAACCGCUAUCGACGGUACGUUGGCUUCCUCAACAAGGUUACAGUCGGCCUCGAUUAGAAAUGCACCCGGGACGGCCACUUCCGGCGGUGAAGGAGCGGCUGAAGAUACGGUCGGUUCACGAGCGGCCGGUAUGAACGAAAAACCCACCAGCACGAAACCACUCCGAAGGAUGAUGAGCCGUGGUUCGUUACUGUCGAUCAAAAGCAUUGCUCACGCACGUUCCUUCACCAACAUACGGCCACCGACGGCGGCAGCGGCUGCAGCUGCCGCGGCAGAUGGUGAAACGCCCAACACGAUGCCACCGCAAACGAUGCAGAAGGUAACGGAAGGUUCCCAGGAGCACGACGAUACGACGGACACGGAGACGAGUCACGGUGGUGGUGGAGGUGGUGCAACCGGAACAGAUGGACAGGGAUCAAUGGGUGUUGCUACACAUGAGCUGACGGUGGCAGGUGACGGGGAAGGGGAGAAGGUGUCGAACGAGUACAAUGGUGAGCACCGGAUGAAGUCACCGAUGGCGGAACACAAGCAGCAACAGGGUAGCCGCAGUCCGGGAAUGGAUAACGUUUCAAGUGCCAACACGGAGUCGAUGCGUGAUCGUACGAUGGGCCAGGAGGGUGCCGGAGGCACAAACAACAGUAUCUUCCCAAAAUGGUCACAAAAUCAUCAAAGUCAAAGUCACGCAAUGGGUUGCGGGUUACCGGCUAGUGUUCGUACCGUUGUAGCGGAAGGACCACAACCAAAGUCACGGGAAAUUCCACCACACCUGUACCUGAUGGCCGAUGGCCAUUCAACAACAACUGGUAGGGAACCCGGUAAAAGUUCUGUACGGGGUUGUAGAGAAAAAAGAAAAGCAGUACGCAACAAGAAGGACCUACUAUAUAACGCCCCAAAACUGUGCGACAUGAUGAUGAGGGCACAGUACGACGACGGGAACCGACCGACGGUGGUCAGCAGAGAGUCCUCCGUGUACAACAUUUCGCUGCACGAUAGCCAGAGUGAAUUAAUUCGUACGUGGCACAGCGACGAGUUUGGCGAAGACGAACAGGUCAAGUGUUCGAAAUGUUGCUGUGCCUGCUGUGCACCGUGCUGGACGCGAACUUGUCUGCCGUUUAGGCGAUGCUUCCGGAGCUGCAGUGGAUGCUGCGGUGGUGGUCGGCUCGGCAAGCGUAAGGCGGACGGUCAGCUGGUAAACGAGAAGGAACCGACCACGGCGAAGGAACCGACAAAGAGCUGCUGGGAACGGUUGCUCGGUUGCUGUAGACGGUGCCGCAACACGAAGACGGCACCGGAAUCGACGGCAAUCGUACAGCGUGCGCCGGCAGAAUCGAAACCCAAAGCAUCCUGCUGGCAGUCGCUCAACUGUUGCGCCAGCUGUCGCCGGAACAAAUCCCGUGAACUAGUGCCUCGUUCCUCGAUCGAUAGUGAUCCACCGGCGGAAGACCAAUCCCGAUGUCGUUCGUGCUGGAGUAAGCUGCUGUGUUGUUGCCGACCGAAACCGGCCGACGCUAAAAGUAAGCAGAUCAAACGCCACAAGAUGGAGGAACCGGUCGAGAUGGAGACGGUCAAGUGUUGCUUCUGCUUCAAGCGCCAGCGUCCGAAGGUGAAGGCGAAACCGAAAAAGAAGGUCCCAGUGAGGUCAACCUUCAACUGUCUGAGCUGCUGUAUGAUGUGCUGCAAAAAGAAGGGUGACAACCAGAGCCGGCGGACGAGCAAUCUGAGCAAGAAGCAGAGUAUCGCACCAACGAUUCCACCGGAGGACUUGCGGCCAAAAAUUGAUAUGUCACUGGUUGAGCACUCCUCUUUGAUGCGUGGUGCUAUUCCGGUUCUUCCAAUUUGUUUGGCCUACUUCUGCAUGUUCCUGAACAUUGUCGUACCCGGCUCGGGCACAGUGCUUUCCGGUGGGUUGUGUUUGUGCAUCGGCAAGCCUCGCUUUUCCCAGCAUGAUUCAAUAAAGGGCCGCAUCGGUUCGUUUAUCAUCAACUGUAUCGUUGGCGUUUCGCAAUGCUUCACCAUCAUCUUUUGCGUCGUCGGAUGGGGAUGGGCCAUCUGGUGGGGAACGAUCAUGAUACGGUUGGCAAGACAGCAUCGAAAGAUUCUUGAAAUGGAAGCCGCCCAAGACGAAGGUGAAGAGCAGACGACACUGUCCCAGCGGACCGGUGCAUCCAAUCCACCCGUUGCGCUAGUUUCCAAAACGCACCGUGACGUUGAAACGGGUCGGUAGGUCUAAACUUAAAACGAUCACUUUAGCUAAGCAUCGAUAGGAGAAGGGGUUAGGUUUUUCACGAACAGAGUUACUGCCGUUUUUGUACAUUUGCCACUGGGCCGUUGCGGUGCUAACCGAACAACAAUUGACUGCGUGUAGAGGAAGAAAGUUGUUAAAGUGAUGUGAAACAAGCGAACUAGGAAAAAAAAGACGAAAGAUUAAACUAAAUAACACACAUACACACCUCUAUUCUUUGUUAUCCUCUGUUUAGUACGUUAAUUGGGAAGAAUAAAGUAAAGUCUUUUAACUUUUACACAAA